UCACUCGAUCGGUCGAUCGUCAACAAUCCGGAGAACGAAUCUGUUUACCUAAAGAAACAAAUAAUAUCACAGGAAGCGGCCUGCUCGUAGAACCAAUCAUACUCACCCAAACUCACUUCUUCCAUUCUAUCAAAAACGAUAUUACAUCUACCUGCUGUCGUACCUUGUCAAAUCAUCAAUCCCUCAGCUAGGAAUCAAACAACUGCUUCCCAAAAUUCCCAUGUAACAAUCUGUAGUCCGAUGGAUGAUGGGAUCGAGCGGGCCAUUCUAACAAACGAAGAACUGCUUCAAGAAACGGCUGCGAUCUUGAACCAGCAACUCUCUUCGAGUACAUCCCCCGAAACUGACAUUCAUUCCAUCCGAUUCUGUUCGGACUUCCUAACCCCGAACCAUGAAGCCAAUUAUCCAACUGAUCACCUUCAGAUCAAGGGCUUCGAUUCCCUGGAGCGUCCAACUCACCUAGAUCAACCGAUCGAUCCCCGACUUGAAGCAGAGAACCCUACAGUCAAUCAAUCAAUUUUCAAUCCUCACAAUAUACUUGAUCCUUUCUCCCCUGGUUCUCAAUCAAACUUGAAUUCACAAGUAUUAACCAAGCCUAGACGAUCUGCAAAGCGACGUAAGACCAAUCUAAAGAAACACCAAAACGUCCGUCUACAUGCUCUAGACAUUCCCACUUGUCCCGCUGAACAGCCUGAAGUAUGUACUCAAGAGUCACUAGCGGUGAAUGAAAUAAAUAUUCCCACAAAUAAUUUGGAACCAGCAAGCUCUAGUAUCAAUGGCUGUCGUGAUGAGUUCUCAAGGUCAAAAUUCAUAUCCGUCCCAUCGGGGGAGGAUGAGUCGCCACAUGAUGAUCCAACGUAUCAACCAGACCAAAACAAAACAAGCUUAUCGGAUUCGGCCAUAAUUCAUGACGGACUUUCGACCAAGCAAGUCACAGAAACUGCUCAAGUCAAAUCAAUGUUCUUGUAUGAGAAUCCAUCUUCCAAUUUGAUUACCGAGCGUAACAUUCACCCAUUGCUACAAACCAUCCAACCGAGUCUACAGCUCUUCCCAUCAACACAAUCUCCCAAUCAGACGGACUCACAAUAUGCUCAGACAUCUCGAAAAACUGCAGACCCAACAAAACAAGCCUCAGGCUCCCCCAAGCUUCCCACGUGUCCCACUUCAUAUCUAGGAAAUACUCAGGUCGAUGUCCAUGGCGCAGGGGCAGGUGGGGGAGCAGCGGCUGUUCUCGCGGCAGCUGCAGCCCAACAAGUUAGUCCCACAGCAGUGGCCAUCCCACUUCAAGACAUGAUUGUGACGGCGCAGACGGAGGAAGUUCAGGAAGAUGGAUUUGGCGGAAAGGGAUCGGAGGAGGGCGGGGAGCCAUUACCAACGUCUUACAACCCCGACCAGUUUCGGUCCUGCAAUCGGAUACACUGGACCAAGGAGGAAGAAGAGCUCUUGCUGGCCGAAGUUGAGAUGAACUGGGAACGAUACGAUUGCAUGGCCCAUAUCAUGAAGCGACAUGGCCCUAGAGGCUCCGUUUCGAGAGCGUUUGCAGACCGGACGGGGGUCUCUUUGAAAGAUAAAGCAGUCAAUAUCUCCUCAAGAUGGUAUCGGGAUGGUACCGAAGUUAGUGCCGCAAGAAGACGAGCGUUUGCCCGCUUUAGGCCUAAACAACUCCGCGGAAAGCCAAGGAACGAGCUUCCGGGAAUGGCCUGUUUGUCCGACCCUCUGACUCCUUCCGUCCCCGAUACCCACCACCCCCCUCAACAUUCUUCUCCCUGUGCAAGCUCUCAGUGAACUUCCCUUUUGUGGAGGUAAAUCGUAAAUAUACCCUUCUAACAUUUAAUCGCCAUUCUCUUCGCCCACCUGCUGUUUAAACCUAUUUUUCUUUAAAGCAUCAUCUUUAUCUCUUCUCCUCUCCACAUCCAUGCCUCUUUAUAUAUACAUAUGUAGAAUCUCAUCCUCAAUUGUUUCAUUGAGCGUUCACGGGGGUUUUUUCGUAUAUCAAAAUAGCAGGAAAUCGACACUACAUUGGAUGCGGCUUCGCUGCAAUUUUCAUGAUCCCUUUUGUCCUUCUCGCAAGGAAACCUUGAGUGUAUUGGAUGGCCAAGCUGACCUGUCAUGUAUGAAAAACCGUUAUAUAUGGGGAAUGUACAUACCUACCAGCGUACUUUUUUUAUUUGCUCAUGGUCCUGUGUCUUGUGUUUGGUUUUCCAAUGUAUGCCGGAAUUUUGUAGUUAAGAUAACAUGCCUCCUCUUCAUUUUAUUUGCCAUUAAUUAUCAUCUCAUGGCGGGCAGUCCCGUGUGCACGCCGGGGAAAAUCACAAGGUUUCAAAAACACCUGAG
Molecule: messenger RNA, 2334 nt
Organism: Puccinia graminis f. sp. tritici CRL 75-36-700-3
Lineage: Eukaryota; Fungi; Basidiomycota; Pucciniomycetes; Pucciniales; Pucciniaceae
Exons: 3
Coding region: 241-1785 (514 amino acids)
Source: RefSeq, a predicted model, not a curated record